Ochotona curzoniae (black-lipped pika) is the source of this 1730-nucleotide messenger RNA. RefSeq names its product beta-carotene oxygenase 1 (gene BCO1). Lineage: Eukaryota; Metazoa; Chordata; Mammalia; Lagomorpha; Ochotonidae. The record is from RefSeq and is a predicted model, not a curated record. The coding region runs from base 1 to 1581 and encodes 526 amino acids. The transcript is spliced from 11 exons. Gene Ontology annotation, molecular function: carotenoid dioxygenase activity; beta-carotene 15,15'-dioxygenase activity. Gene Ontology annotation, biological process: retinal metabolic process; carotene catabolic process.
AUGGAUGUCCUGUUCGGCAGAAAUAAGAAGGAACAGUUGGAGCCCGUGAAGGCCACGGUCACAGGCCAGAUUCCUCCGUGGCUGCAAGGGACACUGCUACGCAACGGGCCUGGGAUGCACACGGUCGGGGAGAACACGUACAACCACUGGUUCGACGGCCUGGCCCUCCUGCACAGUUUUGCCAUCAGAGACGGCGAGGUCUAUUACCGGAGCAGAUACCUGAGGAGUGACACCUACAAUGCCAACAUCGAAGCAAACAGGAUCGUGGUGUCAGAGUUUGGGACGAUGGCUUACCCGGACCCCUGCAAAAACAUAUUUUCCAAGGCCUUCUCCUACUUGUCCCACACCAUCCCCGACUUCACGGACAACUGCUUGAUCAACAUCAUGAGGUUCGGAGAGGACUUCUACGCGGCCACGGAGACCAAUUACAUCCGGAAAAUCAACCCUCAGACCCUGGAGACCCUGGAGAAGGUCGAUUAUCGUAAGUACGUGGCAGUGAACCUGGCAACAGCGCAUCCUCACUACGACACAGCUGGAAAUGUUCUCAACAUGGGCACAUCCAUCGUGGACAAGGGAAAGACAAAAUACGUGCUGUUUAAGAUCCCGGCCACGGUGCCAGAGGCCAAGGAGAAGAAGAGCCCCCUGAGGGGCGCCGAGGUCUUCUGCUCCAUCCCCUCCCGCUCCCUGCUCUCCCCGAGCUACUACCACAGCUUUGGCCUCACCGAGAACUACGUUGUGUUCCUGGAGCAGCCUUUCAAGCUGGACAUUGUCAAGAUGGCAACUGCAUACGUCAGGGGCGUGAGCUGGGCCUCCUGCAUGGCUUUCCACCCAGAGGACAAGACCUACAUCCACAUCAUCGACCAGAGGACGCGGAAGCCGCUGCCCACCAAGUUCUACACUGACCCCCUGGUGGUCUUCCAUCACGUCAACGCCUACGAGGAGGACGGCUGUGUCGUGUUUGAUGUCAUUGCCUAUGAGGACAGCAGCCUCUACCAGCUCUUCUACCUGGCCAACCUGAACCAGGACUUUGAGAAGAACUCCAGGCUCACCUCGGUCCCCACCCUGCGGAGGUUUGCUGUGCCGCUCCAUGUGGACAAGAAUGCAAAAGUGGGCUCCAAUUUAAUCAAACUGACAUCCACUACGGCAACAGCCCUGAAGGAGAAAGAUGACCAAGUCUACUGCCAGCCAGAAUUGCUUUAUGAAGGCUUAGAGCUGCCUCGGAUCAAUUAUGCCCACAAUGGGAAGCCGUACCGAUACAUCUAUGCUGCCAAUGUGCAGUGGAGCCCAAUCCCGACCAAGAUUCUAAAAUAUGACAUUCUCACGAAGUCAGCCUUAAAAUGGGAGGAGGAGGGCUGCUGGCCGGCAGAGCCCCUGUUUGUGCCUGCCCCAGGGGCGAAGGACGAAGACGACGGAGUUAUCUUAUCUGCCAUCGUCUCCACUGAUCCCCAAAAGCCUCCUUUUCUCCUUAUUCUGGAUGCCAAAAGCUUUACGGAACUGGCUCGCGCCUCGGUUGAUGUGGAGAUUCACUUGGACCUCCAUGGGGUAUUCAUCCCGGACACAGACUGGGUUGUGAGACAGUAGGCACCCUCCCAGGGGGAGCAGGACAGGGCUCCAGACCGCCGGGGGGCCCCCGAGACUUGAUGGCGUUGGCAUGUGGGUGCUGGCGGGUGACUCAGGCUACAGGACCUGCAGGACUCCAAGCUGAUACCUGUCCAGAGGAGAGGGCCCUG